Tuber melanosporum (Perigord truffle) is the source of this 1431-nucleotide messenger RNA. RefSeq lists its product as uncharacterized. NCBI's taxonomy places the organism in Eukaryota, Fungi, Ascomycota, Pezizomycetes, Pezizales, Tuberaceae. Bases 118 to 1035 code for a protein of 305 amino acids. The record is from RefSeq and is a predicted model, not a curated record. Gene Ontology annotation, cellular component: mitochondrion. The transcript has 8 exons. Gene Ontology annotation, molecular function: guanine nucleotide transmembrane transporter activity.
GAAAAAAAAAAGCCCCAUUACAAACCCAUUACAAACCUUCUUCAAUCUAUCUAUUUGAAUAGUUGAGUCCUUGCCUUUAAUUCUCCCUCUAUUACGAUCUUAAUUCGGCGUUGAAAAAUGUCUCCGGCACUCGUUUCCAAUACCUCAGCGAGGGACGUUAAGAAGGAGUCCGGCAUUGCUAGGUUACUCGGUUCUGGAUGUGCUGGUGUUGCGGAAUUGGCGGUUUUCCACCCUGUCGAUACCAUUGCGAAGCGGUUGAUGAGCAAUCAUGGAAAGAUCGCCUCUGUGUCACAAUUGAACACUGUCAUUUUUAAGGAAUAUUCCGCCGCUCCUCUCGGCCGCAAGUUUUUCUCGUUGUUCCCUGGAUUGGGGUAUGCUGCUGGGUAUAAGGUGUCGCAAAGAGUUUAUAAGUAUGGUGGUCAGCCUUUUGUGAGGGAUUACCUCUCCACACACCAUGGUGAGAAGUUUGACAGGGCUUUUGGAAGGGGGAGUGGAAAGGCUAUAUUGCAUGCCACCGCCGGAAGUUUGAUUGGCAUCGGAGAAAUUGUUCUUCUCCCUCUUGACGUACUCAAGAUCAAGCGCCAAACAAACCCAGAGGCAUUCAGAGGACGGGGUCUCUUCAAGAUAAUCUCCGACGAGGGAUUAGGUUUGUACAGAGGAUGGGGGUGGACCGCUGCCAGAAACGCCCCUGGAAGUUUUGCGCUCUUCGGUGGUAGUGCGUUCGCAAAGGAAAUGUUGGGACUCACCGACUACAAUGCCGCAACCUGGGGACAAAAUUUCAUCGCAUCCAUUGCCGGAGCGUCUGCGUCACUCGUCGUCUCUGCUCCUUUGGACGUCAUCAAGACUCGUAUCCAAAACAGGAACUUUGAAAACCCCGAGAGUGGCUUCCGGAUCGUCUCCAACAUGAUAAAGCAUGAGGGGCCUACCGCAUUCUUCAAGGGCCUCACUCCCAAGCUCUUGAUGACAGGGCCUAAGCUUGUAUUCUCUUUCUGGCUUGCUCAAACUUUGAUACCCGCUUUCGAUAGGCUCAUGUAAGGAGCAAAGAUUUGGCGUCACGAAACAUCAAGGUAAUAAUUUAUUUCAGCAAGGGCAUCCAACAAAGGGUACCCCCAUAGAUAUUUUAGGGUGUAUGCUUUCUAUUUUUAUCAUACCUUUUUCGCAGGAUAGAACGGACAGGUUGGGGCCGGAACGGAUGGGCGAGAAAAUCAAAUGCUCGAUUUUUCCAGUAUUUGGAUAGGCUUAUUCAUUAUUCUUUUUAGUUCCCUUUCCCCACGUUGCAUCUCCGCUCACUUUGCCUUCUCUCGUUCAUUAUUUUUCACUUCCAGGGGGGAUUAGCCAAUGUAUUGUAGACUACGAUAAGGUGGGACCUUCUUUAUUUUUUUCGUAUCCCGUGUAUGAUACCAUUGUUGUAUUCGAAAAGUACCUUUUAUC